Molecule: messenger RNA, 4960 nt
Organism: Pseudovirgaria hyperparasitica
Lineage: Eukaryota; Fungi; Ascomycota; Dothideomycetes; Acrospermales; Acrospermaceae
Exons: 6
Coding region: 324-4490 (1388 amino acids)
Molecular function (GO): ATP-dependent chromatin remodeler activity; ATP binding
Source: RefSeq, a predicted model, not a curated record
CGCCUUUCACGCUUCUUCGGCUUGACUUGACCACGUACAGCUCUGGAGGUCACCCUUCAAGGACCACGCUUCAACAGAAUCACACAGGCCCUAGCCUGACUUCGAUUCUGACAAACCCAUCCUAAAACCAAUUCACAUAUCGCAGAUCUGCUUUCAUUCUUUUUCCUCUUCGUCCAAACAUAUCUCAGCUUGUGGCAAUCGCCAAACUUUACACCCAUUGAGAGUGUGAGGUCUCACCAAAAUCUACAACAGCACUUGAAAGUUGUCACGACGCAUUCCCAGUUUACUGCCGUUCAUUUCCUUCAGUAAAGGUUCGUGGCGCUAUGGGUGCCUCCAUCGCUCCUCGCACUGAUGCCCUAGUCAAUUUCACCUCCGACAAUCCUGUCGUCAAUUCCGUUGAAGGAAAUUGCUCGCUUGAAGAACUGGAAUCUUCAAACUCUGCUUUCUACGAUGAUGAGCUCUUGCAGGGACUCCACGGUGCUGUGGAAGACGCUCAGGUCUCCAACACCGAUGAUGAUGAUGAUUCGAGUGACGCAGGUCUCUCAGAUACAGAGAUUAGCUGUGACGGAAUCGCAGGGGCCUCUGCGAAAUCAAGAGUCGACUCGGUUCAUCGCUCACCAGGCCCUCCGAAAGGAAAUUCACCUGAAGACCGAGAUGUGCUGAUGUCUGACCCGGAGUCACCUAUACACCACACUGCGCUCAAUAUCCAGGAUCUUCCAGCUGAACGAGCUCCGGAAUGUUCUGAUGGGUCUCCAAAAAUGGGCUAUAUGGCGACGUGGAAUCCACAUGGCCACGCGGGGGCUAACGAUGACGCCGGUGGUACUAAUCCAACAAACGUCACGCCUGUCAUGUCUCUAUUCGGACCAAAGAAACUUCAGCAAGUCGACUUUCCAAACUCUAAUAUCGCUACGUCAGGCUUGUUCGAACACUCGGUCAUUUCUCCUGAGCAUUCAGCUGCAAGACAACAACGGAGGUUCCCUUCCCCGGAUGUUGCAAACUCAGUUGCAGUUGGCGACAUCAGAGAUAGUACGAUCCCUGAUUCAAAUGCAACUGCGUCUAUACCAGAUGCGGGUGCUCUACCAAUCACAUUCGAUUGUGAUCCUGAGUCACUCUUCUUGCACCCCAACGAAGGCUGUUCUGGCAGUCAUAGUAGCGUAGUAUCGUCAUUGCAGGAAACCCAAACUGGAUGCAGCGGUCUUCAGCGCUCCGAUGAUGAGCACAAUAUGUCGGAGGCCUUAUCAGCUUGUACGCCAUCAUCUCUCUCGUCAACGGCUGGACGGAAACCAAAUCUUGUCCAGCAAAGGAUAAAAGACGCACAGGCAAAGGCCAGGAUGAAUAGCUCUUCAGGCUCUGGCAUGCAUAGUGCUUUCAGUGCAACCAGUAGCGGAGCUGUUGAUCGUUCAUUAGAGGAGUACAGGAGAGAGCAUAAAGCGCUCGUCGAUAAGAAGACACGACUUCAAGAGACUGCUGGUGAACUCGAUGCUUUCGAAUAUGAAAUCGAACUACAGAAAAUCGAAAAUCAGAUUAACGAUUCAGAUCGCCGUCGGCAAAUGAACGAAUCUUACUUGUCAACGAGCCAGUCAGCAUAUGAGAGCUUGGAAGACAUUACUUCAUGCAAUAAUGGUCCAGGUCGAAAGCGCCGGUUCGAGGGCGGAGAAUAUGAUGAUUUAAGCGACAAUGACGAUAACGACAACGACAACGGGCUUCAAUCAGACAACGAACAGACGACAUCAAGCGUACCCAAGCUGCCAUCUAAGGCCAGGAAGACGAAAGCUGCAGCGAAGGAUUUGCAGCAAUCUGAAGAUGUUCAGUUUGAGGAACGGCCGAAGAAGAAGAGGAAGUCUGGAAAAGGUCAAAGCAAAAGCGACUGCGGUGGUAUCUCCAAGGCACCGAAGAAAGCAAGCAGAAAGACUACAGGCAAAGGAGCAGAAAAGAAGUCAAAGAACAAACAAAAAACAAUGCUGGACUUUAAUAGUCUGACUACAGCAAACUUGAUUCGAGAUGCGCAGGGCAACAAUGAAGCUGGUGCAGCUCCGACUUUCACUGCCACCACCCGUCACCAGGCAUAUAAGCAACUGGUUGCUUCGGUGGCUGUGGAACACUAUGGCACAGCAGAAAUGGACAAAACGUUUCUAGCGCGCGCUACGAAGGAGUUCACUGGACACUCGCACGCUUGUAAGCCAGACGGCCAAGGAGGUUGGCUUAUUCGAGGUAUGAAAAGCAGCUUGACCAACUUCCAGGUGCUGGGAUCCUCGUUCAUGCGGAAGCGUGAGACUGGGAGUGAUGAGCCCCGUGGAGGUAUCUUGGCCGAUCAUAUGGGACUCGGGAAGACAGUCCAAGCUCUCGCCGUGAUUAUGAAUGGAAACUUCACCCGUGGUGAUGGUCCCAGAACGACACUCAUUGUUGCACCAUCUUCACUAUGCCUACAGUGGUUCAGCGAAAUCCUCUUGCACUGUCAGCAGAAAGCCUACGGAAAAGUCUUGAAGUGGUUCGCCGGACACCGUCUUGACUCAAAUGAUGUCCCCGGAGCCAUAGCUGGUUAUGAUAUAGUCAUCACCACAUACACGGAGAUCCUCCGCUCCUACCCCUUUGAAGAAACACCAUUAUGGUGCCAAACAGCGGAGCAAAAGGAUCUGUGGUGGAAAGAUUGGUUUGAGAAAGAGAAGGGGCCUUUUCAUCGCAUUCGUUUCCUUCGAAUUAUCUUGGACGAAGCACAGGCUAUCAAGACAUAUACGUCGAAAACAUCUAUCUCGUGCCGAUCGUUGAGGGCUGUUCAUAAAUGGGCAAUAUCUGCUACACCAAUCAUGAAUAAAUGCACAGAACUCUAUCCCUACUUCAAGUUCCUGCGUGUUCCUAACACGGGAACGUUCGAAAUCUUCAAGGAGAAUUACACCGGGGACCCAUCCAAACUUCGCCGCCUACAUGCACAACUCAAUAAAUUCAUGGUGCGGCGUACACAUAAAGACCAACUGUUUGGCGCACCUCUUGUCCAACUUCCAACCGCUACAGAACAUAUCACAUGGCUCAAGUUCAAUCAAAUCGAGAAGAGGGUCUAUGACAUCGUGAGUAAUAGAAUACAAGAACGCAUCAGAGACUUUCGGCGCACCGGGACUCUGGAGCAGAACUACACAAAUAUGCUUACAUGGCUACUUCGGCUACGCCAACUCACCUGCCAUAUCCUGCUCCUAGAGGUUGUUUGUAAAGAUCUUCUCGAGCCCCAAGACUAUGUACAACUUAUAGAUCUUGCAAAAGAAGAAGCUCAUGCCAGGCAGCAAGACGGUCAGGGUCUUCUUCUCGUACAACUCAGGAAACUGCUAGCUAGUCAAGCAGCCAACUCAAGUAGGAAAAAUAUUGCACGGGUUGACACCAAUCAAGUUGAGGCCGCCUUGUCACACAUCGACCUCAAUGAGACUGGCAAAGAUCAUGGUCUCACGUACAAGUUCAAGGAAUAUCUUGAUUCUUUGAAAAGGGGACAGAAUUGGGCUGAAGUCAAUCGUCGCACUAUAUGUCCUUUCUGCGGCAAUCUUCCGGAGAAUCCUGUUCUCUCAAAUUGCUUACACAUUCAUUGUAAGGACUGCGUUGAGCAAAUGCAGCAAAUUGCUGCGCUCAGAGAUAUGGAAGCGGCCCGCUGUGGGCAAUGCACUGAGCCCUUUCAUGAACUGAAAGACCUGGCUGCUUCCUACAAUGAGGCGGCGGCUUCAACAGCUGCAGAGUUUGCCGAUGGCGGAAAGGGGAAAAAGGGGAAGGGCAAAGGGAAAGGCAAGAGGAACAACAAGGACAACUCUACUGACGGAGGACUUGACCCGGAUGAGGCAGCACUGAUCUCUCAGAUCAAUCUCAACGAAGUCGUACUCCCGUCUCCCAAGACCUUGGCUGUCAAGGCGCAGCUCCUAAACUGGUUUGCAGAAGAUCCCAAGACCAAAGUGAUAGUCUACACACAAUUCAACCCCAUGAUCCAUAUCCUUGCCAAGGUCUGCGCCCAAGAAGGGUGGGAUUCCGUCAAGUUCUAUGGUGGAAUGUCCAUGCACGCACGGGACAUUGCCAUUCGGAAAUUUGCCGGGCCUGACUGUCGAGUUUUCAUUGCAUCGCUGAAAUGCGGUGGUCUGGGUCUCAACUUGACCAUGGCUUCGAAAGUCAUCUGCAUUGAUCCCUGGUGGAAUGAGUCGGUCGAUCAGCAGGCUUUUGGUCGCGUCUUCCGAAUCGGCCAGAAGAACGAGACACACUUCACGCGGUUGUUCAUCUCGAAUACCGUGGAUGAUCAUAUGUACAAGAUGCAGGAGAGAAAGCAAGCAGAGAUUGAUGGCGUUAUGGACAGAAAUGGGAAGAGCAAAAUGUCGGUCAAGGAGCUUGCCGCUUUGUUCGAACCUAGAUCAGGCGAGACUGCGGACGAGGACACCGGUUUCAUCAUGGUCGAGGACCCAGAUGAGUCAUAUGUACCGUGUCCUCCCUCUAAUAGCAACGAGCAGCUGGGGACGGGAGAUCUCUUAUGAGCACAAUGUCGAAUCUAGUAUCGACAGCUUGGAUUUAUUUGGGUUCACGGGUUUGGUCUGCUAAGAUGAGGCAUUUCCAGCACACGUUUCAGGAGUUCAGGUCCUAUUGUCCACUUUGAAACGACGUUGAGCGACUGGAGGAUACGACGCACGCGAGCAUCUUCUUUUUACAAAACGCCCUCGAAAUCUACUCUUUUUAUACCCGUCUCUCAUGAUAUUCUGGCUUUUGGCCCUUCAUCGCGGCGCUCUGUGGCUUCAAAGGGUUAUCAAUAUUGGUUAUACUCGGCAGCAGGAUUAUAGGGUAAUGAUGCUCUCCAUUCAUGAAGGGUGGUACCAAAUUAGUACGGCGUUGGAGAUCUCACUUUGAUAUAUUUACAGCAAGUCCAUCGUCAUCGACGACCAAGUGGCAAUUAGGGGUUCUGGCUGCACAUUUAAAGCAUAGUUAGCUUUCUCAUUCCAAUAUGAAAAUG